GUUUAUAAGCGUCACGUUUAGAAACCCACACAAGGGUUUUUAAUACAAUACGUAUCGAACAUUUUUUUAAAUUGUUUAUUUAAUCGUUUUUGUUUUAAACCGAUACAACUAAAAACAGCGGAAUGACAAAAUAUGUGCCCCCACCCCCGAAAAUAGUACAUGUCUCAGUGGUUACCAUUGUUUAAAGUAUUAAAAGUCCUAUUGCAAAGAAGCGGCGGAGAAGAAAACAGGUUGUGAAAAGUUUCUUGGGGAGUUUGGGGUAACGGGAAACAUGACAGGAGCGAGGGAGGGUGCUGAUUGGGUAAAACUGCCUGUCUGAUACCUCUGCCAUCCAGCAAGACAACAGGGAGGGAGGUCACUCGAAAGGUCGUAGAGAGCAAGACGGACCGAUUGACGGAGAUGGCCCAGAGCGUCAAGUUUCACCUCGAUCUCCCAGAAGCUGAGGAGGGGCAGCAAGCCCUGGACUUCUCUCCAUAUGAUGAGAACAUCGUCCACGACUCCUUCAGUGAGCUGAUCGAGGAGCAGAGCCACAGCCAGGAUGGGUCUGAGGUCUUCGAGAUGAAAGAAAUGGGUGGAAGGGGGAGAGAAAACCCAGCCUUCCUGUCAUCUCCGCUGCACAGGGAGGAGAGACAGGAAUUGGAGCCGCUGCUGAGUGAAAAUUUCUCCCCCGUCACCCUGAGAGUGCUGUCAGCCAUGCCGAGCCGUACCAUUGGCCGCAAUCGCGGAGCAAUCAUCUCGCAGUACUACAACCGCACGAUGAAACUGCGACGUCGACGAAGCAGGCCCUCCAUCCGGGACCUGUCCCGCUCCGCCCGGCCCAGUAUCUGUGGAUACCGAGUGGAGACAGACCCAGAGGCAGUAGCAGAGGAAGAAAAUAGAAAACACCUGAUCGACAACCUACAGAACCUCUCUGUGAGCGAUAGGGGGCGCAUGCUGAAAACCAUGCCCCUCAGCCUGCUGGAGAAGAAGAAUCUGAGACAUGCCUGCAAUUCGAAGGGGUUUCCCCACUCCAAGAACCAGAUACCCUGCUGCAGUCAGCUCAAGUAUUACCUCAUCAUCGGUUUUCGUCACAGCUGGUACGGCUUGCUCUCCUUCCUGCACUCUCUGCAGCUGUGGCACGUGGAACUGAAGAAGGUGAGCGGGCGCUUCGGCACCGGCGUCCUCUCCUACUUCGUCUUCCUCAAGACGCUGCUGCUCUUCAACGUCUUCCUCCUCCUCGUCAACGUCUUCUUCCUCGCCGUCCCGCAGGCAGCCCACCCGCCCAGCAACCAGACCCACCGUGCCCCCUUCCAGGGGCUGGAACUGCUCACUGGGGCUGGCUAUUUCACAGACACGGUCAUGUACUAUGGUUACUACACCAACUCCACUGUGAACGGCUGCGGUCCGGCUCUCAAUGGCUCGGGGUGCGCCGUGGGCCAGAACAGCUUGGACACUCACCCCCGCAUGCCCUACAACAUUCCUCUCGCGUACUUCUUUACCAUCGGGGUCUCCUUCUUCAUCACCUGCAUCAUCCUGGUCUACAGCAUGUCCAAGUCCUUCGGGCAGAGCUACCGCAUUGACAACCCUCACGGGGACCUCGCCAUGAAAAUGUUCUGUUCCUGGGACUUCAAAGUGAUUAAGAAGAGCUCUGUGAAACUCCAGUGUGAGAAUAUCUGCACACAGAUGAAGGAGUUGCUGUCUGAGCUGGCUCGGGCAUCAGGACAGCAGACUCUGCUUCAGAAGCUGGCAAGGAUGACGGUGCACUUGCUGGCCUGGGCCAUGUCUCUGGGGAGCACCGUGGCGUGUGCCAUGGGUGUCUACUACUUCUCCACAUACAUGCACAAGGACCUGACCAUGAGAGUGUCUCGUAACGAGACCCUGAUCCACGUAGAGGCAAGCCUGCUGGCCCUGCCGGUGGUGGUGUCCACAGUGAACCUGCUUAUGCCAGGCCUCUUCAACGCGGUCGCGUGGAUGGAACAGUACGAUGCACCCAGCACAUCGGCCUACGUUGCCAUCUGCAGGAACUUGCUGCUGAAGAUGUCUGUGCUGGGAGUCCUGUGUUACCACUGGCUAGGAACGACCAUCAGUGGCCAUGUGACUCUAUCAAAACGGGUUAGGCAGAAUGGCUCUACUGGGGGACUGGAGUGCUGGGAGACCUUUGUGGGUCAGGAGCUGUAUCGCUUCUUGCUGAUGGAUUUCAUCUUUACAGUUCUGGACACCAUCUUCGGGGAGUUUGUCUGGAGGUUAUUUUCUCAGAAAGUGCUCAAGAGGAAAAGGAAGCCUGUGUUUGAUAUCGCCAGGAACGUGCUGGAGCUAAUAUACGGACAGACUCUCGCCUGGCUAGGAGUGCUGUUCUCACCAUUGCUUCCUGCUAUCCAGAUUAUUAAACUGGUUCUAUUGUUUUACAUUAAAAGGACCAGCCUGAUGAUGAACUGCCAGGCUCCCAGCAAGCCUUGGAGAGCCAGUCAGAUGACCACCAUCUUCAUCACCCUCCUGUGCUUCCCAUCAUUCCUAGGGGCAGCCGUGGCUGUCACCUACACCAUUUGGACAAUAAAGCCCUCACAGGGGUGCGGGCCCUUCAGGACGCUGAACACCAUGUUCGAGUCGGGGAAGAUCUGGGUUCAACAGCUGGAGGAAAUGAAUUCCAAUUUCUCCUGGUUCACCUGGAUUCAUAAGUACCUGGUGGAGAACCCCUUCUUCCUGUUCGCUGCUGCCGGCGUCCUCUUAAUUGUGAUCUAUUUCCACACGCAGGUUGUGGAUGGACAGAGGAAAAUAAUCUCUUUGUUACAAGAGCAAAUUGAUAAUGAGGGAGAGGACAAGAAAUUCCUGAUCACUCGCCUGCAGGAUAUUUACGAGAAGAAGCGUCCCGUUUCUGUGAGGUUUAAACAAAGGGAGAGAAGGGAUGACCGUCGGACAUUAACCUCAUGUGAUUAGAUAGGAGGACUAAUUGGAAUUAAAAUAUUUUCUCCAAAGAGACUGGAAAUAAACACGCUGGCACCAAUGACUGCACUUUAGCCACAUGAUAUGCUGUAGCAAAUAAAGACUGCAACAGCCAGUCUCCAGCACCACACUUGUACCGUUUCAUUAGCUAUGAGAUAUGGGAAGACUGCAACAAGGUCAGAGCUUAAAAAACCUCUGCAAGGCGUGUGAUGUUUCCGGUCUGGACCUGAAGAUAAGAAGCCAGUUUUUUUUAUUUUUUAUUAUUUUGUUUUAUUGUGUGUGUUGUUUUUUUUUUUUAAAACUAACCACUGCAACUCCGUAUUUAUGUAAAUAAUAGUCUUUUAUAUAUGUUGUAUUGGUAUGUUUUAUUAUAACAUUGGGAUUGACUGUGGUAUUUUCUUUGUAAUGCUCAAACUGUGAUAUGUUGUAUACAAAUAAAGAUUCAUACUAUAAAAUCA
Messenger RNA from Acipenser ruthenus (sterlet), 3377 nucleotides. RefSeq names its product transmembrane channel-like protein 6. Gene Ontology annotation, molecular function: mechanosensitive monoatomic ion channel activity. The record is from RefSeq and is a predicted model, not a curated record. NCBI's taxonomy places the organism in Eukaryota, Metazoa, Chordata, Actinopteri, Acipenseriformes, Acipenseridae. Gene Ontology annotation, cellular component: plasma membrane. The transcript is spliced from 21 exons. Bases 400 to 2913 code for a protein of 837 amino acids.